Messenger RNA from Ictidomys tridecemlineatus (thirteen-lined ground squirrel), 2810 nucleotides. The record is from RefSeq and is a predicted model, not a curated record. NCBI's taxonomy places the organism in Eukaryota, Metazoa, Chordata, Mammalia, Rodentia, Sciuridae.
CUAGGGCUGCCCCUGGCCGAGCCCGACCCCGGCCCGGCCUUUCUGUCGCUCUCCUUGGGCUCCUCUUGCCCGCUCUCCUGGCCGGCCCCAUCCUUCCGCCGCGCGCCUCCGCGCCGGCCCGGCAGCCGUUCUGUGGCCCCUUUCGGCUCCGCGCCCACCCCGCCUCCCACUCAGAGUCGCCGGGGUGGAACCCGCGCUGUUUGUGGGGGAACGCUGGCGCUCGGGGUCCUUCAGGUGGAGUGCCCCUGUCCAGUCCAAUGCCCUGACCGCGCGGAUUCUAUCGUCCGUGGGGGAGACCGCGGUGCCACCGUUUGUUGGGGCGUCCUCCCCUGAAGUUCCGAAUCUCCCACUCCGGUCUCGGCUCAGGCUGCCCAGUGCCCUGACCCGUCCACUGUGGAUGAGUGGCCGCCAAGGCCUGGGAGAUGCGUGACUGAUUAACUGUGCUGAUAAGGAAGCAACUUCCUAGGAGCUGCUAAGAUGGGCAUGAGGAUCAAACUGCAAAGCACCAACCACCCUAAUAACCUGCUGAAGGAACUCAACAAGUGUCGGCUCUCAGAGACCAUGUGUGAUGUCACCAUUGUGGUGGGGAGCCGCUCCUUCCCAGCCCACAAGGCCGUACUGGCCUGUGCAGCUGGCUACUUCCAGAACCUCUUCCUGAAUACUGGACUUGAUGCUGCCAGGACCUAUGUGGUGGACUUCAUUACUCCUGCCAACUUUGAGAAGAUUCUGAGCUUUGUCUAUACAUCAGAGCUCUUCACAGACCUGAUUAACGUUGGUGUUAUCUAUGAGGUGGCUGAGCGUCUGGGCAUGGAGGACCUCCUCCAGGCCUGUCAUUCCACCUUUCCUGACCUGGAGAGCACUGCUGUGACAAAGCCUCUGACUAGUACUAGUGACAACCAGUCCGGCACCCUGAGUUGUCCCUCAGCAGAUCCUGCCCAUCCCCUUGGAGAACUCCGGGGUGGUGGGGAGCACUUUGGUCCUGAUAGAAACUAUGUGUUGUCCAGUGAUGUGGGAGGAAGCUAUAAAGAGGAAGAAAGAAAUGUUGCUAGUGAUGCUAAUCAUGGCUUGCCUCUGCCGCAACCAUCAUUGCCACCAAAGACAGAAGACCAUGAUGUCUCUGCUCCUUUCACAUCUGUUUCUAGUAUCGUGACCCAGCCGGUCCUAGGCACUGUUAGCACAGGUAUCCAGACUAACACGAGCUCUUGCCAGCCAUACAAAGUUCAAAGCAAUGGAGAUUUCAGUAAAAACAGCUUCUUCACCCCUGACAAUGCAAUAGACAUUACCACUGGGACCAACUCCUGUAUGAGCAAUAGUGAACACUCCAAAGAUCCAGGCUUUGGGCAGAUGGAUGAGCUCCAGCUAGAGGACCUGGGGGAUGAUGACUUGCAGUUUGAAGACACUGCUGAGGAGAUUGGGACAGCUGAGGAGGUGAUCGAACUGAGUGAUGACAGUGAGGAUGAACUUUUUGGAGAGAAUGACAACCGAGAGAAUAAAGCUAUGCCCUGCCAGGUGUGCAAGAAAGUUCUAGAGCCCAACAUUCAGCUGAUCCGGCAACAUGCUCGGGACCAUGUGGACCUACUGACAGGUAACUGCAAGGUCUGUGAGACUCACUUCCAGGACCGAAACUCUCGGGUGACCCACGUCCUGUCCCACAUUGGUAUUUUCCUCUUCUCUUGUGACAUGUGUGAAACAAAGUUUUUCACCCAGUGGCAGCUAACCCUUCACCGACGGGAUGGAAUAUUUGAGAACAACAUCAUUGUUCAUCCCAAUGAGCCCCUGCCCGGGAAGCUGGGUCUCUUUUCAGGGACAGCCUCACCAGAUUUGAAAUGUGCUGCCUGUGGGAAAGCAUUGGCCAAAGAUUUCCAUGUGGUCCGAGGACAUAUCCUCGACCAUCUGAACUUGAAGGGCCAGGUCUGCAGUGUCUGUGACCAGCGCCACCUCAAUCUUUGCAGCCUCAUGUGGCACACACUCUCCCAUUUGGGCAUUUCGGUCUUCUCCUGCUCUGUCUGUGCCAGCAGCUUUGUGGACUGGCACCUCCUAGAGAAGCACAUGGCCGUGCACCAAAGCCUAGAAGAUGCCCUUUUCCGCUGCCAUUUAUGCAGCCAGAGCUUCAGGUCUGAGGCUGCCUAUCGCUACCAUGUCAGCCAGCACAAGUGCAACAGCAGCCUUGACAUAAGGCCUGGCUUGGGGCUACAGCACUCAGCCCUCCAGAAACGGAAGCUGCCAGCAGAGGAGUUCCUGAGUGAGGAUCUGGCUCUCCAGGGCCAACCUGGGAAUAGCAAGUACAGCUGCAAGGUCUGUGGCAAAAGGUUUGCCCAUACAAGUGAGUUCAACUACCACCGUCGGAUCCACACAGGCGAGAAGCCAUACCAGUGUAAGGUGUGCCACAAGUUCUUCCGAGGCCGUUCAACCAUCAAAUGCCACCUCAAGACACACUCGGGGGCACUCAUGUACCGCUGCACUGUGUGUGGCCACUACAGUUCUACUCUUAACCUCAUGAGCAAACAUGUUGGUGUGCACAAAGGCAGCCUGCCACCUGACUUCACCAUCGAGCAAACCUUCAUGUACAUUAUCCAUUCCAAAGAGGCCGAAAAGACCCCAGAUAGCUGACUGGUCCCAGUAGAGCCAGUGGGGAGCUUCCAGGUGGCAGCCAGGGUAGUGAUUUUCUAAUGGCUGUUGGUCCCUCCUCAGUGGGUGCUACAGUUUUGCCUUGCUAGGAAUUCUGUGUUGUGUUUAAAGGAGAAAAAAAAAAAAAGAAAUAGCACAUAAGCUGUGACUGUUUUUGAGAAGCAAUGGCCCUAUUGCAUUUA